This is a messenger RNA of Scomber japonicus (chub mackerel), 2668 nucleotides long. RefSeq names its product BR serine/threonine kinase 1a (gene brsk1a). Gene Ontology annotation, biological process: intracellular signal transduction; protein phosphorylation; microtubule cytoskeleton organization. NCBI's taxonomy places the organism in Eukaryota, Metazoa, Chordata, Actinopteri, Scombriformes, Scombridae. The transcript has 19 exons. Gene Ontology annotation, cellular component: cytoplasm. Gene Ontology annotation, molecular function: tau-protein kinase activity; ATP binding; protein serine/threonine kinase activity. Bases 1 to 2517 code for a protein of 838 amino acids. The record is from RefSeq and is a predicted model, not a curated record.
AUGAGUAAGGAACUGUCUUUAAGUCAGUCUGCUCAAUAUGUUGGGCCAUAUCGACUGGAAAAAACGCUGGGGAAGGGACAGACAGGACUGGUCAAGCUCGGGAUCCAUUGUAUUACGGGUCAGAAGGUAGCGAUCAAAAUAGUCAACAGAGAGAAGCUGUCUGAGUCAGUGUUGAUGAAGGUUGAGAGGGAGAUUGCCAUUCUGAAACUGAUUGAGCAUCCGCAUGUGUUGAAGCUGCAUGAUGUUUACGAGAAUAACAAAUAUCUAUACCUGGUGUUGGAGCAUGUGUCAGGAGGAGAGCUGUUUGACUACCUGGUAAAGAAGGGCCGGUUAACUCCGAAAGAGGCCCGGAAGUUCUUUAGGCAGAUCAUCUCUGCUUUGGAUUUCUGCCACAGUCACUCCAUCUGUCACAGAGACCUGAAGCCUGAGAACCUGCUGCUGGAUGAGAAAAACAACAUCCGUAUCGCUGACUUUGGCAUGGCCUCCCUACAGGUGGGAGACAGUCUGUUAGAGACCAGCUGUGGAUCACCACAUUACGCUUGCCCUGAAGUCAUACGGGGGGAGAAAUAUGAUGGACGGAGAGCAGAUGUUUGGAGCUGUGGGGUCAUCCUCUUUGCUCUACUGGUGGGUGCCCUGCCAUUUGACCAUGACAAUUUACGCCAGCUCCUGGAGAAAGUGAAGAGCGGGGUGUUCCACAUGCCACACUUCAUCCCCCCGGACUGCCAGUCCCUGCUUAAGGGCAUGAUCGAGGUCAACCCUGAAAAGAGGCUCACGCUAGAGACCAUCCAGAAACACGCCUGGUAUCUGGGUGGUCGUAAUGAGCCGUGUCCUGAGCAGCCUCCUCCCAGGAGAGUGUGUGUGAGGCGAAUCUUGUCCCUGACUGAGCUGGACCCAGAUGUGUUGGACAGCAUGCACUCGCUGGGCUGUUUCAGAGACAGAGUCAAGCUCACACGUGAUUUGCAAUGUGAAGAAGAAAACCAGGAGAAGAUGAUCUAUUACCUACUGCUGGACAGGAAAGAGCGCUACCCCAGCUAUGAGGAUGAGGACUUGCCUCCGCGCAAUGACGUAGCAGACCCUCCUCGAAAGCGGGUUGACUCUCCAAUGCUGACGCGCCACGGACGCUGCCGCCCCGAGAGGAAGAGCCUGGAGGUGUUGAGUGUUACUGAACAGGGGUCUCCUACCCCACCUCGCAGGGCCCUGGACACAGCUGCACACAGCCAGAGGUCUCGCUCAGUCAGUGGAGCAUCGACCGGUCUUUCCUCCAGCCCUCUCAGCAGUCCCAGGGAGCCCAAACAGGGAAGCACCACCACUCCUCGCUCAGCACGGGCUCAUGACAAGCCCAAAGCUCCCCCCCAUCCAAAGACCCAGACCCUGCCUACCAAGGGACCUGCCGACCGACCCCAUCUGCAGCCCAUCAAAUCCCUGCCUCUGCACAACCCAUCCUCCCGCUCACCCUCCCCUUCUCCGCUCCUCUCACCUAUCAACCGUUUCUUGUUCCCUUCUUCCUCUGUCCUAAAGUCAGUGACUAAGAGCUUCUACCCAAACUCUGCCCACUCUGUGCCGCAGGUCACUCCCCAGGGCUCUCCAUUGCCCACACCCUUGGGCACCCCUGUACACCACCCUCACCACCCCUCCUCCACCCCGCCCUCCUCUUCCUCAUCCUCGUCCUCCUCGCGGGCGGAGGGAGGGGGAGGGGUGGGCUCAUUGUCGCUGACACCGCCCUCCAGCCCAGGUGGAGGAAGUGGCAUGGCAGCCAGCAGCUCUGCCCACUGGAGGACUCGUCUCAACUCUUUCAAAAAUAAUCUGCUGGGCUCACCCAGAUUCCAUCGCCGUAAACUGCAAGUUCCCACAUCAGAAGACAUGUCUAGUCUAACACCAGAGUCCAGCCCUGAGCUGGCGAAGAAGUCGUGGUUUGGAAACUUCAUUGGCCUGGAGAAAGAGGAGCAGAUCUUUGUGGUGAUCAGAGACAAACCUCUGAGUUCUGUCAAAGCUGACAUUGUCCACGCCUUCCUGUCUAUCCCAUCACUCAGUCACAGCGUCCUCUCCCAGACCAGCUUCCGGGCCGAGUACAAGUCCUCCGGCGGCCCCUCCGUCUUCCAGAAGCCCGUCAAGUUCCAGGUGGACAUUGCCUUCUCCGAGGGCGAGAGGGAGCGGGACAGGGAGAGGACCGAGAGGGAGGGAAGGAGGGAGACGGGGAUCUACAGCGUGACAUUCACCCUCAUAUCAGGUCCAAGUCGCAGGUUCAGACGAGUGGUGGAAACGAUUCAAGCCCAGCUUCUCAGCUCCCAUGAUCAACCCAUGGUGCAAGCCCUAUCUGAUGAGAAGAACGGCCGGCCCCAUGGGACCCCCACCCGCCAAAACUCGAGGCGCUCGGAGGGUGGGGGCGACAGGUGCGAGUGGGGCGACCGAGCAGAUGGUGGAGGCAUAGGAGGCAGUGGGGGAGUUCUGCAGCGCAGAGGCUCGGCGAAAGAGAGAACCCGACUGCUGUCCUCCAAUGGAACCCAAUCUCAACCAUAGGAUAGAUAGUGAGACCACGCAGCAGGAUGCCUGAACUACACCGGAAAGAAGACAGUAUAACUUCAUCUCCAAGUAUCCCUGCAAGCCAUGAGCUAUUCCUAUUCUUCCUUGACUAAGUUAUUGAAGGUGCUUGACCAUAGCAAGGAUUGAG